ACCAAAGGGAAGUCUGAAACACACUACAGAGGUUCUAACCAAAAGGAGAGAAGCUUGACGUUCAAAUCGAUUCUUAGGGUUUUUCUAACUCUUCUUCUCUUCCCAGCUCUUUCCAACCCAAUGAUUACAGGCGGUAAAAGAUUCGUUUCUUCUCCCCCAGCAUUCUCUAAUGAUGCCAAAAAGCUGCUCGUAUGUACGGGCAAUACUGUCUCCGUGUACAGCACCUCCACAGGCUUGCUGAUGACGGAAUUAGAGGGUCAUAAAACGCUUGUAACUUCUGUUAUAGUCCUACCAGCUUCCACUCCUGCGACUAAGAUUCUGUGUUACUGUUGGACCUCUUCACUUGACGGAACCAUCUGUUAUUGGGAUUUUUCGCUGCCCGAAUUGAUGAAGAAGGUUGAUAUUCGUCUUCCCAUUUUUUCAAUGGUAAUUCCAAAUGUAUCAGGCCCACCAAUUGGGGACAAUGGGAAACCAGUUGAUAUUUUUGCUUAUAUUUCGGUGGAAGAUAUAACGAAGCCAGACGAUGAAGCUAAAGCUUUGUGUGGACAAAUCAGGAAGUGUAACUUGUCUAAGUCUCGCUUACUUGGUGGUGUAACUUUGGCAGAGACUCAAAAACCAGAGGUUAUAAUUAUCAGUCCCUCCAGGGAUUUCUUUGGCAUUGUAAGCAAGCGCAAGCUUAUUUUGUGGAAAGUCCCUGACAAAGAGACUGAAAAUGAUAUUGUCAAGAAGAUGGUAUUGCAUCACACAAAGAACUUUACAGUUCUUGCUUUUCAUCCUACUCAAAAUAUCAUAGCUGCGGGUGAUGUAACUGGGAGGAUUUUGAUUUGGAGGGAUUUUGGGAAGAGAACUUUCUCUAGAAGUGUAGGACCUCUGAAUGGAAGAACAGUGGAGAAUCAGGAAGAAAGGCCUGGGGUGAGGGGAGAUGAUGAUGCUGAGUCCUGCUCAACCUGGCACUGGCACCCAGCUAAAGUGAUGGUUCUCUCUUUCUCAUGUGAUGGAGCUUAUUUGUACUCAGGUGGAAAGGAAGGUGUUCUUGUGGUUUGGCAGCUGGACACAGGAAAGAAGAAGUUUCUACCACGCAUUGGAUCCCCACUUUUGUUUUUUACACAUUCCCCAGAUCCUUCACUUUUCUCUAUUUCAUGUGCAGAUAAUCAAAUUCACCUGCUCAAAAUGCCUUCCAUGAAAAUCUUAAAUUCCAUUGCUGGAAUUAAGCCCCAUUGUUCAGUUCCAGAGAUAUAUCAAGGCUUAUAUGGUGGGUCUAUCUUUGAUCAAACUGCUGGAUUAGUUGCUAUACAGACAGAGGACUAUUGCAUACAAGUCUACAGCUUAUUUGAUGACCGAGAGGUUUCACAGGUCCGAAUCUGUGAAAGGAACCAUCAACCAGAUGAUGACAUCACGCUAGUCGUGACGUUAUUGGCUCUUUCGGUAGAUGGCUCUAAGAUGGGUACUGUUGAAGUUAAGCUUCCUGAAGAGGGAAUAGGUGGUCUUGUUUGUCUCAAAUUUUGGGCUUCUGGGUCAAAGAGUGGAGAUUUCACCUUGUCCACUGUCAUUUAUGAACCUCACAGUGAUGCUGGGAUUUCUGCUCUUGCGUUCAACCCUACUCGUCAUAUGGCUGUGAGCUCCUCUUAUGGUGGUGACUUCAAGAUUUGGGUUUGCAACAAUGACCUUCAGCAAAAGGAUCAAAUGCUUCAGAAAUUUGGAUGGAGAUGCCAUUCUGUUGGUUCAUAUAAGAAAAAACCCAUGACAGCUGCUGCAUUUUCUGCUGAUGGGUCUGUUCUCGCUGUAGCUGCAGGAACUGUUGUUACAUUAUGGGACCCGGAUAGAAAUGUCCUUGUUGCAGUUAUUGGAGAGAGCCUCAUGCCAAUUGUUUCACUAUCUUUUGUUGGCAACUCUGAGUAUUUUGUAUCAAUAUCACGAGGUUCAGAGCCGCAGUUAUCUGUUUGGAGUAUGUCAAAGCUAUCUGUGUCCUGGUCCUAUAAGCUCCAUGUAGAAGCUGUAGCUUGUAUGACAGAUGCUUCAUCAUUUGCUGUUCUUGCUCUUCUUCCCAAAUCAUCUAAAAGAUUGGCAUCUGAUGAGAACAGACAGACAGGAAAAGAUGGGGUACUUUUACUAUUCAAUGUGGAAAAUCCAAUACCUCUAUCCACCUGGUCUGUAAAUAAGGCGAAGGCAGGAGGACUGGCCUUUCUUCAGGUGGAUCCAUCUCUCCAUGACAAGAAGAUUUCCGAACAAAAGGAAUCUCAAGCAUUGCUUGCUUAUAUCAAUGGCGACCAUGAGUAUAUUGUCUUUGAUCCAUACAAUGGAGAGGACCAUAAGACACAAAAGAAUCACCCGGAGAAUUUCGUUCCUCAGGAAGAAACAGGACAUUUUGGUUAUGCAUCUAUUUAUGGGGAACUACGAGAACUUGACAUCAGGAGAGAUCAGACUCCAGAGGUCUCUUAUGCACCAUCAGAAAAGCCUUGGGAGACUAUAUUUAGUGGGUCAUCACAUAUUCUUCCACCACUUACCAAAUUGUGUUCAACGUUCUUGGAAUCCUUGUUGGAGAAGAGACCGGUUAUUCAAGAGUGAUUCACUGUUUAAAAUGGUUUGAAAGAACCAAGUGGCUCAGAGGAUUUAGCUACAGAUAUUUAAAGAGUCCCUCCUGCCAUUUUUUUGAAGUCACGCGCCAUCAGAAGCAAAGAACAGGAACAUGUUUAUGAUGGACAGAGAAGGUGGCUAAGCUGAUAAUGUUAGAUACUGUGAAAAUGCUGAUGCAUGCUUUGGAAAAUGGCAGGUGAGUGCAAAAUUGUUCAAUAUAAAAAUGAAGAUUACAUCUGUGUGGCUUUCAUAUUGUAUGAGGAACAAAAGGGAUACUCAGGAGGUUCUUCGUGAAUCCAUGGAUGCAGUGAUUAUAAAGUACUCGCAU
Molecule: messenger RNA, 2902 nt
Organism: Telopea speciosissima
Lineage: Eukaryota; Viridiplantae; Streptophyta; Magnoliopsida; Proteales; Proteaceae
Product: WD repeat-containing protein 75
Exons: 16
Coding region: 121-2565 (814 amino acids)
Molecular function (GO): protein binding
Source: RefSeq, a predicted model, not a curated record